Mixia osmundae IAM 14324 is the source of this 478-nucleotide messenger RNA. RefSeq lists its product as uncharacterized. Gene Ontology annotation, biological process: translation. NCBI's taxonomy places the organism in Eukaryota, Fungi, Basidiomycota, Mixiomycetes, Mixiales, Mixiaceae. Gene Ontology annotation, molecular function: structural constituent of ribosome. Gene Ontology annotation, cellular component: cytosolic small ribosomal subunit; ribosome. Bases 12 to 449 code for a protein of 145 amino acids. The transcript is spliced from 5 exons. The record is from RefSeq and is a predicted model, not a curated record.
UCAACAGCAGGAUGGGUGCCAACAAGCCUCGCGGUAUCCAGGCAGCUCGCAAGCUCCGUAACGAUCGCCGUAUCGCUCGAUGGGCCGACAACAACUAUAAGAAGCGAGCACUCGGGACAGCAUACCGAUCAUCACCGACCGGUGGCUCGUCCCACGCAAAGGGCAUCGUCCUCGAAAAGGUCGGCGUAGAAGCCAAGCAGCCCAACUCUGCCAUCCGCAAAUGUGUCCGAGUUCAGCUCAUCAAGAACGGCAAGAAGGUCACUGCCUUUGUGCCCAAUGACGGCUGUCUCAACUUUUUGGACGACAACGACGAAGUCCUCAUCUCUGGCUUCGGACGAAAGGGCAAGGCAAAGGGUGACAUUCCAGGUGUCCGCUUCAAAGUCGUCAAAGUAUCCGGUGUCGGCCUGCUAGCGCUCUGGUCGGAGAAGAAGGAGAAGCCAAGAUCAUGAUUGUUGCUAUGCUAUCAUGAUCUGCAUGC